This is a messenger RNA of Pimephales promelas (fathead minnow), 1997 nucleotides long. The record is from RefSeq and is a predicted model, not a curated record. Lineage: Eukaryota; Metazoa; Chordata; Actinopteri; Cypriniformes; Leuciscidae.
UAGAAAGGUUGUGUUGCUAUAUAACCCUCAAUGUACUGUUAAUCAUUUAGUUUACAGUAACUAAGUAAGAGAGCUGUUCACUCUUUUAUGAUCUCAAGGCUGUAUAGCAAUCUCAUCGUCAGCCAUAUCCGGGGUCCAUAUCCAUGGCUUCACACAACGGCAGCUCAGCCUCAUCCGGCUUCCAGCCGGUCUUUAAAUCGUUCGCCACAGAUGCGAUCCACGUUGGUUCAGAGCCGGAGCAGUGGAACUCUAUGGCCGUAGUGCCUCCCAUUUCACUGUCUACCACCUUUAAACAGCACGGUCCGGGGCAACAUGCGGGUUUUGAGUACAGCAGGAGUGGAAAUCCCACAAGAAACUGUCUUGAGAAAGCAGUUGCUGCUUUGGAUGGUGCACAAUACUGUGAGUGCAUCACCAACACAAAACUAUUUAAUAUUAUCUACAAAUGCUAUUGCCAUAAACCUAAAGCUCUGAUUUUCCUAACAGGUCUCGCUCUUGCUUCUGGAUUGGCUGCAACUUUGACCAUUACACAUCUUUUUAAGGCCGGAGAUGGAAUUCUGUGCAUGAAUGAUGUUUAUGGAGGAACUAACCGAUAUUUCAGGAAAAUUGCUGCUGAAGUUGGCCUUGACGUCUCAUUUGCUGACCUCACGAAGCUAGACGAGCUAAAGACAGCUUUAAAACCGAAUACAAAGAUGGUGUGGAUUGAAACGCCCACAAACCCUACUAUGAAGGUCGUGGACAUUCAGGGCUGUUCAGAUGUUGUCCAUGAGCACAACAAGGACACAAUUGUUGUUGUGGACAACACUUUCAUGUCAGCCUACUUCCAGCGCCCUCUUGCACUUGGAGCAGACGUCUGCAUGUACUCUGCAACAAAGUACAUGAAUGGACACAGCGAUGUUGUCAUGGGGUUGAUGUCUCUCAACCGCGAGGACCUCUAUGAACGGCUGAAGUUUUUGCAAAAUGCACUUGGGGCUGUUCCCUCUCCAUUUGACUGUUAUUUGUGCAACCGGGGUCUGAAGACACUGCACUUGAGAAUGAAGCAGCACUUUAAGAACGGACUGGCAGCGGCACAGUUUCUAGAGGCCGACCCGAGAGUGGAACGAGUCAUCUUCCCAGGUCUUCCAUCUCACCCUCAGCACGAGCUGACAAAGAGACAGUGCACAGGCUGUCCCGGGAUGAUCACUUUCUACAUUAAAGGGAAACUGGAGCACGCCUCAACUUUCCUCAGCAAUCUGAAGUUGUUUGCGCUUGCUGAAAGUCUUGGUGGUUAUGAGAGUCUAGCAGAGCACCCAGCGAUUAUGACUCAUGCUUCAGUGCCUGAGAAUGAGAGGAAAAAGCUGGGAAUCAGUGAUACACUCAUUCGUCUGUCGGUGGGCCUGGAGGAUGUGGAAGAUAUUAUUGCAGACAUCGAUCAAGCCCUCGGUGCUGCACAUCCAAAAAAGUAAGAGACUGACCAAGAUCAAUCAGGAAGAGCAGUGAUGCCACAUGUGGAUGAGACAAGGGCACUUUUUUUUUUUUGGCACAUCAAUUACUUAGUAUAUUUAAUUGUAUUUGUCAGGGAACAAAUAACCUCAAGAAACUCAUCUUUUUCAUUCAAAGUACUGGAGAUUUGCUGCUUUUUUGUUUCUACUUUUUGUAAUUUAUAGUUUGGGGUAUUGGGUACAGCCUCAAUUGUUAAAGUUUUAAUACAGGAAAACGCUAGGACUGCAAGGGAAAUCUGAUAUAUGAUGCAAAUGAAGAUUUGUAUCUUCUUUUUAUAUAGAAUGUUCAAAUAAGUGAUUCAAGUUGAUCGAGAAGAAAAGACACCCUCCGAGUUCCCACAAUCACUUUUUAUUUUCUGCAUCAAAGAUGCAAAGCCACCUCAUAAUGUUUCAAAUCACCCUUCAUUGAUCAGUUUUGUAUAUUUUCUAAAUGCCUAUAAGCAAUUUUCAAAUCUAAAGAGAUCACAUCCGAUCUUUGUCUGUGCUGCCAGACCCAUUAAAAGCCAUUUGUUUGCCUUU